UUACCUAUUUAAUAAAAAAAAACAUUUCAUUAAAUUUAUAUAUUUAUCAAGCAACAACCUUACAAUUAUACUGUCCAUGUUCUAAAAGUGGAUCUGCGAAGUGCAAACUUCAAACCUGUUAACAUUGUUGUCAUUCAAAUAACAAAACAAUCAAAGAAAGAUAUCCAAAUCGUCGGAUCAAGAAAACAACUAUUCGGGAUGGAAGCUAUGGACAUCCAGGCAGUUGAGUCUAAACUAAGCGAUGUUACUGUAACAGCUAUACCUAUGAAUGGGAAAAGCAGCCAUAAGGAUUUAAGUCACGGGGGGAGUAGCCACGCGACUAUAUCUACUGUUCCUGCGUCGUCCCCGUCGUCAAAUGGUAAAGAUAAGGACAACAGUAUGUCAAAUACAAAUGCCACAAUGUCAUCUUGGAAAACUCUACACAAGUGGUGCACAAGUUAUAGCGCAGAUUCCGUAGAGUGGUGUCCUGUGGAGCCCUACACGGACAUACUUGUGUGUGGGACCUACCAACUCGAUAAAACCGAUGAAGAUGGGUCUACUAAAAAGCAGAAAAGACUAGGAAGAAUUUAUUUAUUCAAAGUCAGCGAUGAAAUGGAUGAGAUAUGUCCAAUACAAAGUAUAGAUACAUCAGGGAUUUUAGACCAAAAAUGGAGCUAUAAUUGCAUUGAUGGUUAUCCAGUCCUUGGUACUGUGACAUCGGAGGGUAGUUUACAUCUGUAUCGAUUGGUCAAUUUAAAAUUAGAACGUUGGCUCGAAGCUGUGAUUGGUGAAAAUGUUCUGGCGCUCUCACUUGAUUGGUCGACGAAUAAAUAUCAUGGAAAUGCAAGUAUUAUUGUUAGCGACUCGGCGGGAACUGUAACAUUGUGGAAGGUAGAUGAUACUUUAGACAAAGUUGGUGAGUGGCAAGCUCAUGGAUAUGAAGCUUGGAUUGCUGCAUUUAAUUAUUGGAAUUCGGAUGUGUUUUAUACAGGUGGCGAUGACUGCGUGUUAAAAUGUUUCGAUCGUAAAUCUCCAGACGCAGUAUUGACAAACCGAAGCCACGAAGCUGGAGUUACAGCUAUUCGGAGCCAUGUUGACGUUGAACAUCAAUUACUUACGGGGAGCUACGACGAAAAAGUACGUCUAUGGGACGCUAGGCAGAUGAAACGCUGUCUAACAGAAACAAAUGUUGGCGGCGGCGUUUGGCGCCUUAAAUGGCAUCCAAAUCGCAAAGGCGUCAUUUUAGCCGCCUGUAUGUAUGGAGGUUUUCGGCUACUUCGAGCAGAAGAAACAAUUGACAUCCUCUAUGAAUAUUUAGAACACGAGAGUAUAGCCUACGGUGCGGAUUGGAAAUUCGAAAACAAAGAAUUGUCUAUGGUAGCCACGUGUUCUUUUUACGAUUGUAAUUUGCUUAUCGGGAAAAUUAAUAUUGACAAUACUAAAAUACUUUGAUGGCAUACAGUCAAAACUAUUGCCAUAAUAUAUAAAAAAUAUUAUUGUUAUAUUUUUUAUUGUGAAAGAAUUUAUAAGAAAAAACCCCGCUUGUUAAAAUAGAUUUUAUAUAUUUAUAAAGGUGAUUAAACGAAUUAGCCAAUGUAACAAUAAACUUGUAAAAACAAUUGUUUUCUAUUUAAACGCGAUUCUAAAUAAAAAUACUAAAUCAUUUUAAACAUGUUGUAUUUCAAUUUGCUUAUAAUGUCAUGAUAAAUAUAAUUUAUAACAAUUACAUACUUAACGUAAAUUUGCCGUAAUUGUUUAAAAAAUUACACCAUUUACAAUUAUAAAGGCUUUGGAGUAUCCGAUAUUGUUCGCAUCUACGCGCCAUCAUGUCUGAAUAAACUUUUAAAACACUAAA
Pieris brassicae (large cabbage white) is the source of this 1834-nucleotide messenger RNA. RefSeq names its product diphthine methyltransferase. Lineage: Eukaryota; Metazoa; Arthropoda; Insecta; Lepidoptera; Pieridae. The coding region runs from base 199 to 1431 and encodes 410 amino acids. The transcript is spliced from 7 exons. Gene Ontology annotation, molecular function: protein binding. The record is from RefSeq and is a predicted model, not a curated record.